This is a messenger RNA of Triticum urartu, 939 nucleotides long. Its product is annotated as caffeoylshikimate esterase-like. The record is from RefSeq and is a predicted model, not a curated record. Lineage: Eukaryota; Viridiplantae; Streptophyta; Magnoliopsida; Poales; Poaceae.
AUGGCCAUGGAUCAGUGCACCGAUGAUGUCAAGUAUGAAGAGGAGUUUAUCGUGAACUCCCGGGACACCAAGCUGUUCACCUGCGCAUGGACGCCGCGCAAUUCAGAGCCCAAAGCAUUAAUCUUCAUCUGCCAUGGGAUUGCAGCAGAGUGCAGUGUAUCAAUGAGAGAUACUGCCUCCCGUUUGGUGCGCGCCGGGUACGCCGUCUACGGGAUAGACCACGAGGGGCACGGCAGGUCGUCUGGCCGGAGAUGCUACGUGCCGAACUUCAGCGACGUCGUCGCCGACUGCUCCCGCCAUUUCAUGAGCGUCUGCGAUAAGCCGGAGAACAGGGGGAAGAAGCGGUUCCUGUACGGGAUCUCCAUGGGCGGGAGCAUAGCGCUCCUCCUCCACAGGAAGGAGCCAGCCUACUGGGACGGCGCCGUUCUGCUUGCUCCAAUGUGCAAGAUUUCUGAUGACAUGAGACCUCAUCCGGUGGUGGUGAGCGCUCUGAAGAUGGUAUGCGCGGUGGCUCCCGGUUGGAGGAUCAUACCCAUCCCGGACAUCAUCGACAAGGUUUGCAAAGAUCCAGAGAUAAGAAAAAAGGUUCGCUCAAAUCCGUAUAUUUACAGGGGAAAGCUCCCAUUGAAGACCUGCCAUGAACUCCUCAUGGUGAGCCUGGACAUCGAGAAGAACCUGCACGAGGUGAGCCUGCCGUUCUUGUUGCUGCACGGUGGAGACGACAUCGUGACGGAUCCUUUGGUGAGCAAGCUGCUGUUCGAGGAAGCGUCGAGCGGGGACAAGGACUUGAAGCUCUACCCUGGGAUGUGGCACGCGCUCAUGGCGGAGCUCCCCCAGGACGCCGAGCGCGUCUACUCCGACAUCAUCUCUUGGCUGGAUCAGAGGGCGAAUUGUGCAGCUAAUGUUUCCAUAGUGAAUACUGGCACGGCAAGCGCCUAG